CAAGGCAUGCACGCAAGACCUCACCCAUCUGUUUCAUUUGGUCGCUCCUUCUCCACAUGAUGAAGCCAUACAACAACCAGAGACCACACAGAAAUGAUAUACCAAACUGAUGAGCGAGCCGAGUGUGUGAGUGCUGUGGCCAACAUGGAGCGUACUACCGUGAAUGUUGCCACGGGUGCCUUGGGGCCCGUCCUCCAGAAGCUCACUGCUUUGCUGGUCCAAGAUCAGUACAGGUCUCGUCUUGAAGCUGCAGGGACCCGCAGCGACAUCGAGUUCAUCGAAUCCGAGCUGUCCUCCAUGCACUCCCUUCUUCUCAGGAUAUGGGAGAGGGAGGAUCUUGGUGCAGACUGCAAGAAGUGGAUGAUAGAUGCUCGGGAGCUGUCCUACGACAUGGAAGAUGGCAUUGACGACUUCAUGCUUCGCAGCGACGGCAGCCAUGGCCACGGUAGCUUCAAGAGCCUAUUCCAGAAAUUUAAGAUCAGAGUAGUGGACGUUUCAAGGCGGUGCCAGGAUGAUUGGAGGAGUAGUGCUCCUGCUGAAGCCAUCUCCAGCCACCCUCGAGCUGGCUCCCUCCACAGGGACACGUCCGAGCUCGUGGGCAUGGACGAACCCAAGGAGCAGCUCCUCAAGUUGCUGCAAGAUCACGAAAUGGUGUGCAUCCAUGGGUUUGCUGGGAUGGGCAAGACAGCCCUUGCUGACCUUGUGUACCAAGAAAUCGGGCAUGAGUUCCAGUGCCGAGCUUUCGUUUCACUCUCCAAAAGCCCUGAUAUGCUGGAGGUUCUCCGAGCUGUCCUCUGCCAAGUUACUGAAGGUGUACUACAGUCUUCGGACACUCGUUCUACCACAGAAGCAGCAACCGAAGAAAAUCUCAGCAAUGAAAUAUCCAAUUUCCUCUCUGACAAAAGGUACUUGGUGAUAGUUGAUGAUAUCUGGCAUUGGCAAGAUUGGGAAAUCAUCAGAAGGGCUCUUCCCGAGGGUGUGCCGAAGUGUAGAACACUCACUACAACUCGUGCCAAUGUUAUAGCUGAAAAAUGUCGUCUCACUAAAUUCGACAAUGGAGAUGCAUGUAUCUACCGAUAUGGUGGUAUCAAUGAUCAGGAUGCUGCCACGCUAUCUAGGAGAGUAUUUAAUAAGAAAGUCCUGAGCAUACGUCACAAAAAGAAAGCCCUGAUCAGGUCCCCAGAUCAUAUUGUAUUUGUCAAGGAGGUCCUGCCCUAUAAGAUUGCCGAGAUGUGCUGUGGCAUGCCCCUUGCAGUAGAGUGUUUGUCGUCGGCAGUGGCAAGCAGCAUAAACAUGGAGUGGAACGAUAUUUUUCAAACCGACGCAAUUUAUGAUAUCAUGGUCCAGUAUUCUAUGGAAAAAGCUGUCCAACUUGAAAGGCUUCUACGGCACAGGCUGCUGGAUGGGCUUCUGAGUAGUGGUAAUAAUCAUCCAUCGUUAAAGCCACUGGCAGAGAGUCUACGACUUGGUUACUGUGACCUUCCUCUUCAUCUCAAGACUUGCCUGUUGUACUGUAGCAUGUACCCAACUGGCUACUUGAAGAUUGAAAGGCAUGGUCUGGUGCGUAAAUGGAUGGCCGAAGGAUUUCUUUACCACCAAGCAGGGGAGGAGGAAGCAGCAGCAGCAGCAGUAGCAGAAGGUUGCCUUGACGAGCUUGUCUCCAGGGGUCUCUUGCAGCCAAAAUCAUCGGAAGAGAAUAAGCAAUACUACAGUGUCCACCCCAUGAUGCGAGCCUUCCUAGUAUGCAAAUCAAAACAGGCUGCUUUUGCUGCAUAUCAUGAGGAGGACAGUCGUCCGUCGAGCUUGGAUGCUGAUCGGAUCCGUCGGUUGUCUGUCGGUUUCCUGCGAAGGCCAGAUGAUGUUGUUUCAGUAAUGGAUGGAGCAUUGCGUACACGCUCCCUUGUGGUUUUUUCUGACCCCUGGCCACACGCUGGUGGUUGUCUAGUCCGCUGGGAAAAGUUGGAAGAUAUCCGAGUGCUGAGCAUUGAAAGCACUGGGUUUCCUCUAUCUGAUAUUGACCUGGCAGAUAUUUGCAGCAGGCUGCUCCGGUUGAGGUACCUGGGUCUCAGGGCCACGCUCAUCAGUGGACUUCCGCCGCAAAUAGGAAGAUUGCAGAGUCUGGAUACCCUGGACGUAAGCAACACCGACGUAAGUGAGGUACCCAAGGAAAUCAAGGAAUUGUGUGGUUUGAAGACGCUGGACUUGAGCAACACAAGUGUGAAGGAGCUACCGAGAGAGAUUGGAAAGCUGCAGCGCUUAGAAACUCUGGAUGCAAGCAACACCAGCGUCACGGAGCUACCUAAAGAAAUUGGAAAGCUGCAACAGUUGAAGACCCUUAAUGUGAGCUACACCGGGGUUAGGGAGCUGCCGAGAGAAAUUGGAAACCUGCAGUGCUUAGAAACUCUAGAUGUAAGUCACUCCAGGGUCAGGGAGCUUCCAAGAGAAAUUGGGGAACUGCAGCACAUGAGGAUCCUGAAUGUGAGCCACACCAGUGUCAGGGAGCUGCCUUGGUUGCUCACAAACUCAUUCAGUGUGCUUGCUGGUAACAAGUAUCCUGCUAAGGCGGGGAAGCUUUCUAACAAUGACUUGGCUGUCUUGCGAAAUCUCCAUGACUUACAUCUAGAGUUUCUAAAACCUGGAGAGGACCUAACCAUCAUGUUAUAUGAUAAUUCGUAUCAGCUUCUCCCUGUCGCAGGACUUAAGAUAGUCCGCAGACACAUGAGAGUCCCGGAGUGGGUCAGACAACACUUGGCCAGGGUUUCCACCUUGGAUAUCAGGCUCUGCAAACUGGAGGACGACGACCUUGAAUUCCUGUGUAAGAAAAUGCCAAACCUGCACCACCUUACACUGAGACUUGAAGUCCUCCCACGGAAGGCUAUAUUCAUCACAGGCGCAGGGUUCUCAAGGCUGAUGAGCUUCUGCCUCGAUUGCCGCUUGCCCAUGGUGACUUUCCAACAAGGUGCAAUGCCCAAGCUGGAGCAUCUUGAGUUCAAGUUCUACACCAGCCGAGCAUUAACAAGUGAAGACCCUGUGGGAAUCAGGCACCUCCUGAGCCUUAAAAGGGUUGUCUUCCAAAGUUCCCCGAGGUAUAAAAGCGACACUCCUGGUAUCAGCUCAGUUAUUAAUAAGGUCAGGGAAGAAGCCAAGGGGCACGCCAACAAGAUAACCAUUUCCAUCAAUGGCGUUGAUACCAUGGUUUCCCCAGUGAUAAUAACAACUGCAGAUGUUGGUGCUGGCAGCAGUGGCGAAAGCCUCGUGGUUAAGACCAUCAUUGAAAGAAUAGGACAAGUAUUGAGGGCAGCACUUAUGCGAAUCCAAGGUAUGGAGGAGAAUCUGGAGAUUGAGGAGAUCAGAGAAGCCCAGGAAUAACUGCGCUCAUUCUGCCUUGCCGAAUGAAAUCACAGGCCUUCAACAAUGCACCUUUCACUCUGAUCUCGCUGUUGCUCGUGGAUUAUUAUAUAUAUCUCUGGUUUGCGUUCUUCAGUCAAUAAAGAUGUAGUGUUUGACUACUACAAAGAAGUGGACUUGCUAAAUGACACUUGGCCCCUUGCCAAGAUGUGAUGCUUGUUAUAUGUGUCAGUGCCUCCCUGCCGCGUGCCCGCGUGGCAGUUUGUUACUGAGAAAUUUACAUACCUCCUGCACUGGAGAAAAGAACGCAAUAAUAUGUAAUAAAGAACUGAUGUAUGUGGUUGUUUGUGUG
Sorghum bicolor (sorghum) is the source of this 3700-nucleotide messenger RNA. RefSeq names its product putative disease resistance RPP13-like protein 3. Lineage: Eukaryota; Viridiplantae; Streptophyta; Magnoliopsida; Poales; Poaceae. The transcript is spliced from 3 exons. Bases 94 to 3369 code for a protein of 1091 amino acids. Gene Ontology annotation, molecular function: ADP binding. Gene Ontology annotation, biological process: defense response to other organism. The record is from RefSeq and is a predicted model, not a curated record.